Ceratosolen solmsi marchali is the source of this 920-nucleotide messenger RNA. It is a transcript of the gene pck, whose product is annotated as Claudin superfamily protein pickel. Gene Ontology annotation, biological process: regulation of tube size, open tracheal system; septate junction assembly. Lineage: Eukaryota; Metazoa; Arthropoda; Insecta; Hymenoptera; Agaonidae. Gene Ontology annotation, cellular component: septate junction; membrane. The record is from RefSeq and is a predicted model, not a curated record. Bases 160 to 852 code for a protein of 230 amino acids. The transcript is spliced from 4 exons.
ACUAACAGUAUAACACUAAUUGAGAAACAUAUGAGGCGUGGUCACGAUAGUUGAUGUUGACAAUUAGUUAAAAUUAAACGUCUUGGCAAUUAAAAGGCUAUUUAAUUUAAAUCCGUACCUUGAUACGGAUAUAUAAAUUUAAUAAAUACAUUUGCAAUAAUGUUGGAUUAUCCUAAAGCUUCCAAUGCUGUUGUAUUUGGAGGAGUUAUCACGUAUGUAGCAGGUGUACUUCUUGUAAUGUCUUUUACUAGCCCUUAUUGGAUACAAUCAUAUGUAGAAACAUUCAGUAGUUUUAAGCAUAUGGGAUUAUGGGAAUAUUGUUUUGAGAAUUUCCGAUAUCCAUACUAUCAAUUUGAUAAAUUAUUCAAUGGUUGUCAUCACAUAUUCUCUCAAGAAUACUAUGUUAUCCGAGAAUGGUUGCUCCCAGGAUGGUUGAUGGUUGUUCAAGCAUUUGUUACUUUAGCUCUUUUAAUUUCAUUCUUUGGCCAAGCGAUUCUUAUAUUAAUUUUAAUAAGAUUUCCAUUAAAAUUUGUAUUGGAGAAUGAAUGGCUUCUAUCAAGCAUCGUUUGUGUUUGCAACGGUAUUGCAGGUGCAUUAUUAUUUCUCGCUGUUUCAAUAUUUGGAGGUCAAUGUUGGAGAAGGGAUUGGAUGAUGUAUCCAAAUUUCAAUCAUUUAUCUUGGUCGUAUGGAUUAGCUGUUAUUUCAUUCAAAUUCCAUACAGUCGGAGCAUUUCUUCUAUAUUUGGAUGCGCGAUCAAACUACAGAAGACGCAGAGAAUCUCGGAAUUUGGUUAUGCAAAUGCAACCCAAUCCUCAAACUCAUCACGGUUUACAACGCACAAACUAUAUAUAGAAUGCAUUGAAUCAUUUAAAAACCUAGAUUUUAUAUAAGAAUGAAACAUCAUUGAUUUAAACAAAAAC